GGAAUAGGCAUCAGUACCACCCCUUCGGCCUAGAGAAACUGAGGGUUCCCCUCGUCCCCUCUCUAUUUUCCGAUCAAAACUAAUAUCGCCGCCGCUCGGCCUCUCACGUCUCCGCCGGCACGCCCUAUCUCCGCCGUCUCUCAAGUUGGUUUCCUCCGGAUUGCUUAAACCCUAGCCUCUAGUGCGCUUCUCGUAGACCUUCAGGUCAGGAAUGAGCAGAUCACAAGGACCUUCAUCACUUAAAAGAAAAAGGCCAGACUCAAGCUCUGGAGGAGCUCUGAUCGAGCAUGAAAAAGUGCUCUAUGAUCUGAUUUGCAGCAAACAAAGCAUGGGGAUUUGGAUUGGAGACAUUAAAAGAGAAACAAAGUAUGCUGACAGUAUAGUAACUAAAUCACUCAAAGCCCUCCAAGCCAAAGGCAUGAUAAAACUGGUUGAACAUUAUCAGAACAAAGGGAAGAAAUUCUACCUGUCGAAAGAUUUCGAGCCAUCGAAAGAACUAACGGGCGGUAAUUGGUAUAGCGAGGGGAAGCUCGACAGGGAAUACAUCAAUACUCUUAAAGGAUUCUGUGGAAGAAUGAUACAAAAGAUGAAGGUGGCUACAAUUGAAGGGAUUGUGGACUCUUUCAAAAAGAGUGGAGCGUCCAAGGUGGACUUGUCUAGAGAGCAAAUUCAGGAGAUUGUAAAUGCUCUGGUUUUGGACAAUGAAGUCAUGGAGGUGAAGAGCACUGGAUCAGGGGAAUUUGAUUUUAUCCCUAUUGGGAAGAUCUGUUAUAAGUGCUAUGCCAAAGGAGGUGUCAAAGGGGAGCCAAAAACGGGGGCCAUGGCUUCCAUUCCUUGUGGAGUCUGUCCUCGGAUUAGUCAUUGUACGCCAAACGGCGUCAUUUCGCCUAGAACAUGCGUGUACUACACCAAGUGGUUAGAUUUUUAAGUUCGAAGCUUCUUGAAAGUCCUUAGAAUGAAGGGUGAGAAUUUGAACUUAAGAGUAGCGAAGACAUUAUAUGUCUAACUACUCGAGCAAAUGUACUAUGCUUUUCUCCUCUAGUCUAUUUCGUUAUUUAAUAACAAUUUUGAUGUAUCAUAUUUGUCUCUGUUAGUCUUGAUUUGAUUUGAUUUCUUUUUUCAAGAAUAAUUGAGUGACUCCAACAUACUCCAAAGGGUAAGUGUGUGGUGAUGAUUCAAUUUUUUAUUUUCACCAAAUGUUUUGAUUGCC
This is a messenger RNA of Momordica charantia (bitter melon), 1210 nucleotides long. Its product is annotated as DNA binding / DNA-directed RNA polymerase. Lineage: Eukaryota; Viridiplantae; Streptophyta; Magnoliopsida; Cucurbitales; Cucurbitaceae. Gene Ontology annotation, cellular component: RNA polymerase III complex. Gene Ontology annotation, biological process: transcription by RNA polymerase III. The record is from RefSeq and is a predicted model, not a curated record.